Molecule: messenger RNA, 3677 nt
Organism: Camponotus floridanus (Florida carpenter ant)
Lineage: Eukaryota; Metazoa; Arthropoda; Insecta; Hymenoptera; Formicidae
Product: plexin domain-containing protein 2
Exons: 8
Coding region: 643-2583 (646 amino acids)
Source: RefSeq, a predicted model, not a curated record
GCGAGCAUGCCGUUCGCGUCGCAAGCGAAUGCUACCGCCGUCGCCAUCGUCGUCGCCGUCGCCGUGAUACGCCGUCCGAUGGUACCGGUUUAAAAGCUAGACGGACCCGACCAGCUCUAAAGCUUCUCACGCCUCUCGGAGAGACACGGCUGGCUCUUUCGCUCGCUGGCGUCAGUGCAUCGCGCGCCGCCGUCGCGAAAGCGCACGUUUUCGCUUCGCUUUUAAGGCCCCGAUAGAUCCCGAGCGACAGCUCGGCAGGAUCUUUUUUUUUCCUUUCGGAGCAGCCUCCGUCGUUUCGGAGCAACCUCUCUCGCGCGAGAGGCGACAUCGCUAACCCGCUCGCGCGGCGGCGCAUUCUCGUCCCUUUCUCUGGCCCCUUCUCUCGCGAAUCUCUAGUCACCCCGGACUAUCCCUGUCUUCUUCCUUCCGUCCGGUUCUCCCUUUGCCACCCGCGCCUUUGUCCGUCUCUCUCUCUCUGUCCUUUUUCCCCCUUGAUCGCCGUCGUCGUCGUGAGCACGCGCGCGCUCUAGUCGCUUCUUAUUGAAGAAGCUCGUGUAAGUUUCACGUGAAGCCCUUCGCAAAGAGCCGGAGAGAGAGAGAGAGAGAAAGAGAGAGAUCCUCAUCAUCAUCAUUGACGCAGCCAUGGCGCGCGAGGAACAUCGGUGGUGCUUCUUCCUUCAUGGCGCGAACGGACGGCAAAGGCCGAUGCGAGUUUCGCUGCUGCUGGUCGUCCUGUGUGCGCUUCUGGCUGGAUCCUUGACGGUGGUCGCCCAGCACGAUGAAUAUUACAAGUACCUUAGAUUGAUGGACGACUGUUGUUCCUUUGAUCAUCGAUCUUUGGAAAUCAGAUUGAUCAACCAUGAGAAUGUGAGGACACGCCGGGAGACACCCGGAGAUAAAACGGUGGUGACGACCGACCAGAAGGACGAGUCAGCCAAGGAUCAACCGUUGGCGCAGCCGCAACAACAGCAACCGCAGCAACAGCAACAACAAGCGUCGCAACUGGCGACAUCGACCACGACCAACUCAUCACACGACGUACAGUAUGUAGCUUACUCGACUAGCGAAGCUACCGUUCAAGUCAAGCCCACCGACGCUAUUUCCACUGUCCAAGCAUCCAAGGACGCCAACGUCACUUCCGUCCCCAAACAGGACAUCAACAAGAAGAAGGUGGCAUCGCAACCAGUGAAAGCCGAUGAUACAGCGACAUUGAACGAUUGGAUGAAUCGCACAUUGGCGAGUCGCAACAUCAGCCUUUCCAAUAAGGAGCAAUUAUCAUCGGAUGGCAAGACCAAUCAGACGAAGGAAGCGGAAAUAGUGAAGGAUACGACAAGCGGCACCGAGGACGUCGACAAACACGACGACAUCGGCGACAUCUCCAUCAGCAAUAUCUCUGAUGUAACCAACAUCACGCUCGCGCAGAACAACAUCACCAAGACGAUCUACGACACGCAUCAGUAUUACAACAGCACCUUCAUCGUCGACGCCGAGAUCUGCAAGAAGUAUUGGGUCGACUUGGACAAUCAUCCGGAACUCAGAGUCAAUCAUCUGCUCAGUAAAAGUCAUCGACGCGCCGCGACUGUCAAGUUGAAGUUCGAUUUCCCUUUCUACGGAUACAACGUGCGCAACAUCACCAUCGCCACCGGCGGUUUUCUGUACACUGGCGACUACGUGCACAGCUGGCUAGCAGCCACCCAGUACAUCGCACCGCUCAUGGCGAAUUUCGAUACCCGCCUGUCGAAUUACAGUUAUGUCAAGUACGCUGACAACGGCACGGCGUUUACGGUCGAAUGGGAGAAGGUGGUGCUACACGACCACCCACAAUCCGGCGCGUUUACUUUCCAGGUGACCUUGCAUCAGAAUGGCGACAUCGUGUUCGUCUACUCGAUGAUACCGCUGGUGAUCGAGCGGAUCGAGGACACGAUGCAUCCCGUCAAGGUCGGUCUCAGCGACGCUUACAUUAUGGAUCGGACUGUAUUCUUUGUGCGCCGAAAGACCAUCUACGAGUACCAUCGCGUAAACUUCAACCGACAAGACAUAAUGAACUGUACGGUCAUCUACUUGAAAGCUUUGCCCACGUGCCUCAACUUCGACAACUGUUGGGACUGCCUGACGAAGGUGCCUGGUUUUGACUGCAAAUGGUGCUCGGAUCUGAACAAAUGCAGCACCGGCACGUCCCGACAUCGGCAGGAGUGGCUGCUCAAGGGCUGCGACGUCCGUAAUAUCAAAGAGGAGAAUAACUGUCCGGCGCAAAUCACGACUUACAGGGGUGAGGAAUACGAUCAUGACGGUCACGUACAUCCCGAAAAGCCGAUCACUGCCAACGAGAUAAGCGCCAAGCAGGAGAGACACGAUAGCAGUCCCUUAAAUAACACGACUCCAAACAAUAUGAAUAUGGGCGUCUCGGGAAUAAUCGGCAUUCUCACCAUCAUUGCUUUAGUAGCGGGUCUCGCGGGUUGGGGCAUGUAUGCCUAUCGCAACCCCCAUAGCACAUCGGGACAAAUGCUAAUCAGGUAUCGUCCGAGCCAAUGGAGCUGGCGAAGAGGCGAGGCCCGUUACACGGCCGCGACCAUUCAUAUGUGAUGAGGUGUCGACGGAGAUCAAGUCACAGUCAACUGCGAAACUGUCGGACCAAACUUCCUAUUAACUGUACAGCGUAUCGAGUUUGCGCACAUAUAUAAAACGUCUACGACGACGCGCAGAACUCGUCAGGCUUGUAUUCAAUCGCAUAAAUACGGACAAUCAUUUCCAUUUCAUUUACGACGACACGUGGAAUCGAUUCACGCCAACAAGCAGCAAGAGAACGUUUUAUUUUAUCUUUUUCUUUCGGAAAAAUAUUUGAUUAUAACAUAUAAAAGUUAUGGUAUAUUUUUUACUUACAUGUACAAUAUAUGAGACUAUAUCUCGUACGCGAAUAAUUCAAGAAUAAUUAAAAUUGAUCGAGGGAAAAUUUAUUUUGUUGAAAAUCUGACAUUUAUUUGCUUAGACGAGUUUGCGAAGUUUCCAACGAUUGCGAAUGAUUUGAUGUGACAUAAAUUAAUGUCCAAGAGAUCGCUCCGCACGAUCGAAUGUAUCGAAUGGAGUUUUCGAUAGGUGUUUUCAGAAUAUUUUCAAAAUGCAAUCGAUGAUCCAAGUUGCAGAGAUGGGAGAUAUUGGAAGAAAAUGACUCGCGACGGUUUUUCGCAAUGUAUUAUAUGAUAAUACGAUCGUAUAAUAUAUCGGGGUACGGACGAUUUCUGAGAUCACUUGCCCGUCCGUCGAGCAUUUAUGUGAUUCUUAACAGCACAUGGUACAUUUUGUUAUUGUUUAAGAAUUCGUUUUUCUUUUUUAUCGUUAGACAAAUUGCAAUAAUUGUUUUAUAUACGUAAUAUUCGCACGGCAAAGAGAGAAACGUUUAAAAAAAAAUAAAAAAAAGGAAAAAAAGUUUUCGAACAUUUCGAACGUUCCGAGCUAGCGUGUUGAAACUACAGUUUGAUGAAUAUCUCGACUGAAUGUCCUCGAGUAAUCGAUAAAAAAAGAAAUAUAUUUCGAUUCAGAAUUGAAACUGAUUGAAAAUUCAUCCUUAAAAUUAUUUACACGUUAUUGUAUACACAUUCCAAAGUAUAUCUAUAAUUUCGAAAUCUACGAAGCUAUGUACAAACUGUAAUUUCAUCGGCGCAAUUUAUAUUACAUAUAUA